Messenger RNA from Tetranychus urticae (two-spotted spider mite), 1899 nucleotides. NCBI's taxonomy places the organism in Eukaryota, Metazoa, Arthropoda, Arachnida, Trombidiformes, Tetranychidae. The record is from RefSeq and is a predicted model, not a curated record.
UGAAAGAUAGCUCGAGGACGGUAAUCCUUGUAUUAUUAUAGACUGAGCUAUUAACACAGAAAUUGAAAUAUUUUUCAUUUGACUAGGAAAUUGAGGUUAGACGGUUAGGGCUUAGAAUGGCUAGCAUGACCACUGGUUAUUAACCAGCAACCGCUCAAUUCAACCUAAUGGUUAAGCUAACCAGGAAUCGUUAGUUACUUUGGAGAUUCAGAGUCAUCUAUUGAUAGAUAAAUGAACAAUGCAUUAAAAUUGUAAGAAGCGCCUCUAGUGAUAGAUCGAAUCACUUUCAUCACAAACAAACCCAACAUCAAUUUUAUUGUCAAUUUUGGAUUUUCUUGAUUAAAUUGAAGCAGAAAAUACGCUUUGAGUAAGACGUGAUCCAAAAAAUAGUGUUAAUCAACCAUUUUUGAUUAAAAUUUGACUGGAAAUUAGUGUUUUCAAACUUUGCGCCUGAAACAUUAAACGGACAGGUAAUCAAAUGUAACCAGUUACUUCUCCUCCCCUACUUACCAAAUGGUUGUAACAGUUUCACCUUUACUUUAAAAGGUUUUCAUCUUUUGUCUUUAAGAUGGUUAAAUUUAGUGAAAUUGAAAAUAAACAACUGGAUCCCAGGGAAUUCGAAUACCGUAUUAACAGUAAAAUUCGUAAAAUUAUUACCAAAUGUUUAAAGCCUGAUGACAAUAAAGAUGCAGAUGAUGGGACCAUCAACAGACUGAAAGAAAUCAUGGAUAAAGAGGAAGGUGAUAAACAAAUGGUUUCAUAUGAUGAUCUCAGUGAAAUACACAAAUGUUUACUGAAGCUGGAUACUUCUUAUGACUUGUUUUUUUACCAAUUGCUUGAGGAGACAAAUGUAAUCAUUCCAAUUAGUAACAAGAAACCUGAACUGCAAGCUAGGCUGAUCAAGUUAAAAUGUGAAGCUGCUGCGAAAGAGUACAAGAAAAUGACCGAUGGAGUAUGUUUGGUAGCCAGUAAUUCAAAGGAAAAUAAGAAAAAUAUAUCUAGUGAAGUGAAAGAAAUCAAAUCGCUUAUUACGGCUUUAAUUAAUGGCGUAUUGGUGGUACUUUGUUCAUUUUACUUCAUUUAUAAAGUUGUUGAGUAUUCGUUGCCCAAGCAAGAUAUACCUUUCCAGAUAAUAGUAGCUUUAGCUGCAUCCACUGUGAUUGCGAUUGCAGAGCUGUAUUUUUUCAUUCGAGUUAUGUAAAUAUAAAACUUCAAUCAACGUCAGUAAAUCACUUCCAGGCAAUAACAUUACUCAUCUUUUUUUGUUCACAAAAAAUUAACUUUCAACACGAAACAAUCAACUAAUAAUUAUUUCUUCUACUUUUUCCUUACCCUUAAAAUACAGCUUAUCAUCGUCAUAAGCAUUUUACAUCGUUCAAAAUCAUUAAGCAAAAAUCAUCAUGAUCAUCGUCAUAAUUAUCGUCAUCAAGGCUGGUCAAACCGCAUCGACAUCACAAAUAUACAGUAGACAGCACAAAAACUGUCACUCAUUUGAACACGUUAUUUAACCACGAUUUUAAACGAAUAAACUGAGAGAAAUAAUGAGACAAGGACAGUGGGGAUACUAUGAUACAACUAGAUCGUCAUGUGUCUAACUAGCAUUAUAAACAUCUCUUCUAAUCAAUAAGUAAUCAAGAUUAAGACAAUUCAAGAGCUUCUUUUCAAAUAAACAUCAAAACAGACAUAAACACAUCGCUAGAGCCAUCUAUCAAAAGAUAUCGACAUUAAAUUGUCAAGCAAGAUCAAGCGCUUUGUUGAGAUUUGAAGUUGAAUUAUUUGAAAAAAGUUGAAUAUCAAAAAAUUUGGUAAAGAGUGGGUCUUAAUUUGACGAGACUAUAUCAUUCUUUAAAGCAUUGAUGGUUGAUGUUGAUUAAUAAAGUAUUAAUCAAUUAUACUAGA